AUGUCAUCACCGCGCGUCUUCAUUGUCCGUCACGGCGAGACCGAGUGGUCGCUCAACGGCCGCCAUACAGGAUCGACCGAUAUCCCGCUGACCGCCAAUGGCGAGAAGCGGGUACUGGCGACGGGCAAGGCGCUGGUGGGAAAUGACCGUUUGAUUGCGCCCAGCAAGCUGGCUCAUAUCUACGUGUCUCCGCGACGUCGGGCCCAGCGCACGCUGGAGCUGCUCAACGUGGUCAACAGAGAGCAACUGCCAUGGCAGGCACAUGGCGAGCCCUUCUGCGAGGGCGGCCGAAAGUGCGAAGCUAAGAUUGAGGUCACCGAGGACAUCCGCGAAUGGGACUACGGCGACUAUGAGGGCAUCACCACCCCAGAGAUCCGCGAGUUGCGGAAGCAGCAGGGGCUGGAUUCGAAUUGGGAUAUCUGGAAGGAUGGAUGCCCAGGAGGAGAGAGCCCCGCCGAGAUCACGGAGCGUCUGGACCGGUUGAUCAAGGACAUCAGGGAGAAGUGGCACGCGCCCGCCAUGGGCAAACAGAAGGCAGAGGGAGCCAACGGCGACGUGCUGAUUGUAGCCCAUGGCCACAUCCUGCGGGCAUUUGCACAACGCUGGGCUAACCAGUCGCUUCAUGGCGGACCAACAUUUCUGCUUGAAGCGGGUGGCGUCGGUACGCUAAGCUACGAACAUCACAACAUCAAUGAGCCUGCCAUUCUUCUCGGUGGCGCCUUUGUCGUGGAGCUUCCUGGUACGUUGAAGGAAACGGGUCUAUCCAUCAGCAGAUAUACCCCAUUUAUUCCACGUUACUGA
Molecule: messenger RNA, 801 nt
Organism: Parathielavia appendiculata
Lineage: Eukaryota; Fungi; Ascomycota; Sordariomycetes; Sordariales; Chaetomiaceae
Product: phosphoglycerate mutase-like protein
Exons: 4
Coding region: 1-801 (266 amino acids)
Biological process (GO): ribose phosphate biosynthetic process
Molecular function (GO): sedoheptulose-bisphosphatase activity
Source: RefSeq, a predicted model, not a curated record